Molecule: messenger RNA, 1764 nt
Organism: Capronia epimyces CBS 606.96
Lineage: Eukaryota; Fungi; Ascomycota; Eurotiomycetes; Chaetothyriales; Herpotrichiellaceae
Exons: 2
Coding region: 1-1764 (587 amino acids)
Biological process (GO): DNA-templated transcription
Molecular function (GO): DNA binding; zinc ion binding
Source: RefSeq, a predicted model, not a curated record
AUGACGGCUGCACGCAGCGUAGGAUCUCCUAGCCGUCAAGGCGAAUUGAUCGAGGUCGUUGACCUGGAUCAUGGCUCAGGGGCGUCAGGUUUCGUGGGCAAAAUGUCCGAAAUGUCAUGGAUCCGGCGGGGGUUUGAGUGCGUCCGCGCUGAAGAAGGUCACAUCCGUCCGGAUGUUGGCUUUUCAGAAAUCAUUCACCACCUAACCACAGCGCCAGACUACAGUUAUUUCAUGGACAAUACGGAUGUGCUGGCUGUGGACGAAGACCACGUGGAGCAGUACGAAUGGCCCCCUGGCGACUCAGCCUUGAUCCUGGCCGAGGCAUACUUUCACGCAUUACAAGGUGCCUUCCAAUUCAUUCUCCGCGAUCAAUUUCUCGCGACACUGGUCAGCUUCCCUCGUCAAACGAUGCCCUCGUGGGGUCAACGGCGUUGGUUGGCAAUGGCGAAUCUGGUGUGGGCUGUCGGGUCUCUAUGGCUACAGAUGACAAGACUGGACAACUCAGAGAAGAUCGACACCCAUCUGCUGUACUAUGCUCGGGCCCGCGCCCUCGGCAUCGACCAUAGGAUCUUGUUUGAUCAUCCGGACAUUGAACGGGUACAGGCAAUCGGUCUACUUGCCUUCUAUCUCCUGGUCAACGGAUCGGUGACAAGGGCUUGGAAUACUUUGGGCCCCGCUAUCCGUCAUGCGACAGCACUCGGCCUGCAUUUGAAAGUUUCAGAUCCCAGUCUCGCCGAGUGGGAUCGAGAACGCCGAGGCCGAACUUGGCAUUCCUUGUACAGCUUGGAGAUCCUGCUAUGCGAGAUCCUUGGACGUCCAAAGGCCAUUUCUUUGGGUGACGUGACCAUCCCGGUCACGCUGUCCGAUUCAUCACAUGCAGGAGAACAGCCCAAAUCUCCACAUGCCCGCGAGUUCAAUCUUUCCGAGAAAUCGAGGAUGCUCUGGCUCGACUUUUUAAGGGCCGGCCGGAACAUUCCACAGGGUAUGGGGGGCGGAGCGCUACCAUGGAAGAGUCUUGCAUCUGUGGGACAUGAUAUCUUACCUGCAUAUCUUCCUCAGCGACUACGACUCUGUCGGCUCAGUGACAAAAUCGCAGCUCAACUGUACAGUGGGACAUCGGAGGAUUCGUGGUCUGAAACACAACGAAAGAUUGGCCAGUUACAGACAGAUUUGAGCAGGUGGGCUGACAAACUCCCCGACGAGCUGGCCAUGCAGAGCUCGGUAUCUCUGGACACAGAUCCGCGGGUCAAGAUCGAAUUGGCCUUGUAUUAUCACAGCCUACAGAUGAUUUUGUAUCGGCCGUGUCUGUGUGAGGUAAUGAUUGAAAACGAAUCUGUCCGAUCGCAAGAGUUCAACCGAAGUGCUGCGAGAGCGUGUGUGCACGCAGCUAUGUCGAUGUUGUCCAUGAUCCCCGACAAUCCUAGCGCUCAUGAAGCAUACCAGCUUCUCCCGUGGUGGGCCCUACUUCAUUACGUGGCGCAGGCGACGGCGGUGUUGUUGUUGGAAAUGUCGGUUAAUGCACCACACUUCAGCAACGAGGUCGAGGAGUUGACCACCCACUUGCGUAAAGCGAUGGCAUACUUGUGGUGCAUGACUGAAGGCUCCCUUUCGGCCUACCGGGCUUGGAGGAUCUUCCGGCAAUUGCUGUCAGAAGUGACCAACAAGUAUAGUGGUCUGGGCCUGGAGGAUAUACCGGAACACGCACCACAACCCCACGGCUGGCGCGAAGAGCAUGAGAUGGACAUUAGGAGGGCUUUCGGUUGA